AAAGAAGUACGUGUCCGAAAAUGACAGAGACAGUGAAAACAUCAGACCCUGUUGCAAAGGUUUUCGAGAGUUUCUGGAAUACCUACAAGGCUCUGGAUGCUGGUGACUCCGACUCAGAGGAAGAUGAGGAGAAGUUAGCAAGGAAGAGGCAAUUAUGCAACGAUCUGAGCCAGAGCCUAGGGACCAGGCAGCUGCUCUUCAGCUUAGACAGUGGACAGCCGCUUUUGGUUCUAAGGCCACCACCGGAUGUGGUUAACUUCCUCCGUCCCCGAUGGCCAGUAGAGAGUGAAGUCAUCACUGACGUCAUCCAGCACAUAGAUUGGGAACCUCCAGACCCAGAGCCAUUUUAUUGUCCCUCAGGACAGGAAGAGGCCCCCAUCCCAGUGGGAGACGAACAAGGAAAUGUGGUGUACUGUGCUGACCUUGCCACAAAGUGUCUGUACUUUACCUGUUCUCGUUUUGGAGGAAGCAUGGCGACUAGGAGUCCCACCUCCCUUAUCAAACCAUCAGAUAACAUCCUCGAGUUUGAAUCUCGCUUUGAAAGUGGGAACCUUCAAAAAGCCAUCCAAGUGGGCGUCUACGACUAUGAACUCACCCUGCGUGCAGACAUGUACACUGAGAAGCACACGCAGUGGUUUUACUUCAGGGUUAGGAACAUGAAAGCUGGAGUGACGUACCGCUUCACCAUCAUCAACCUGAUGAAGAAGAGCAGUCUGUAUUCCCAAGGCAUGAGGCCUCUCCUGUACUCUGAGAGAGCGGCUGAGGAGGAUGGGAUUGGAUGGCAGCGUGUCGGGUCCAAUAUCCUUUACUAUCAUAACUGCACUCAGAACACAAAGGAGAAGAGCGACGCUGCCAUCAAUCUUUACUCGCUCACCUGGACUUUCCAGUUCCCCUAUGACUCAGACACAUGCUACCUGGCCCACUGCUACCCCUACACGUAUUCCCGCCUGCAGGGCUACCUCAAGCAGAUAUCCUCCAAUCCAGCUGUAGCAUCAUACUGUAAAGUGCGCAUCCUGUGCAAUAGCCUCGCAGGGAACGCUGUGUACGUUAUCACAAUAACAUCUAGAGGAACCAGCCGGGAGGAUGUGAGAAGCAGGAAGGCUGUAGUGGUGACAGCACGGGUCCAUCCGGGAGAAACCAACGCAUCCUGGAUGAUGGAGGGGUUUUUAGACUUUCUGCUUGGAGACUCAGAGGAUGCACAAGUUCUCAGGGAUAACUUUGUUUUCAAGGUUGUACCGAUGUUGAACCCUGAUGGUGUCGUGGUGGGAAACUACAGGUGUUCCCUGGCAGGCAGAGACCUCAACAGAAACUAUAAGACGCUGCUCAAAGAUUCCUUUCCUUGUGUUUGGCACACCAGGGAUAUGGUCGAAAGACUGAUGACUGAAAAAGAAGUAGUUCUUUACUGUGAUUUCCAUGGUCACAACCGCAAAAACAACGUGUUCAUGUAUGGAUGCAACAGUCGAGGCAAUGCUUCCAUCAAGCUGCAGGAGAGGGUCUUUCCACUAAUGAUGAGCAAGAAUGCGAGCAAUAAGUUCUCCUUCCAGAGCUGUAAGUUCCGGGUGCAGAAGAGUAAGGAGGGAACAGGGCGGAUCGUCAUGUGGAGACUGGGCAUCAAAAACAGCUACACCAUGGAGGCUACCUUUGGCGGCUCCACUCUGAAUGACAGAAGAGGGACCCAUUUUACUACUGGGGACUUGAAGUCAAUGGGCUUUUGCCUCUGUGACACCCUGCUGGACUUCUGUGACCCUGAUCAAACUAAGGCAAGAGAUAAAGCAAAAUAA
This is a messenger RNA of Cyprinodon variegatus (sheepshead minnow), 1781 nucleotides long. It is a transcript of the gene agbl2, whose product is annotated as cytosolic carboxypeptidase 2-like. Gene Ontology annotation, biological process: proteolysis. Gene Ontology annotation, molecular function: metallocarboxypeptidase activity; zinc ion binding. The transcript is spliced from 11 exons. The record is from RefSeq and is a predicted model, not a curated record. Lineage: Eukaryota; Metazoa; Chordata; Actinopteri; Cyprinodontiformes; Cyprinodontidae. Bases 21 to 1781 code for a protein of 586 amino acids.